AUGCGUACCAAUGCAGCUAGUCGAUGGGCUAAAUAUGAAUUCUCUCAUUCUCCGUCGGGACAUUCUAAUAAUAACAAUGACAAUACAUCAAAAAUAUCAUCAUUAGCACGGCCAAAAUUAGAAAUUUUACGUGCUAAUUCACCUACAUUGAAACGUUUAGUAGCUGCACGUAAUAAACUUGAAAAAUAUGCUGCUUCAAUUCCACGUAAUACUUCCGCUAGUCGACAGUCAGUACGUUCAGCACGUGAAACACCUUAUCAAAUAGCUCAAGAAAAGCCAGCAUCUGUAUUGUCGAAACCAAUUCAUGAAAAAGAACCGCCACGAUUAUCAAAACCAGCUUAUACGCCAGCGCCAAUUCUUUCACAACCUCCAUGUCCAAUAAAACCGUUGAAAUCUCAAUCAAGUCUUGAUCAUGGACCACUUGAUAAAAUAACUUAUGAAAAAACAUGGACACGUAGUGGUAGUAUGAAACAAAAGUGUUCAUUAGAAAUUUGGUUACCUAAGCCUGCUCUCGAUGAUGAUGAUCCCAAUACUAGUCGAACAGUAACACCACGCAUAAAUACAAUUGAAAAAUUGUCUCAAACAAUACCUAUUGCAAAAAGUCGUCGAUCGAGUGUUGCUAAAAUAACAGCAACUUCAACCAUAUCCAAUAUUGAAGAUAAAUCAUUAGAAGAGAUACCAGCAAAAAAAUCUGAAUCCACCGUUGUACCACGUGUGUAUCAUUAUGGAGAUUAUAUUAUGGAUAUACCUGAAGAACGACCGCGUUCAAGUAAAAGCGUUACAACAGUUAAAUCAGAUGGUACUUGUUCAAUUAAAAGUUUUCGGCGUCAACAUUCACGUCCACAUACUGGUCGGCACUCUAUAUCAACAAAUAAUAGUGAAGAAAUUCUUCGAUUUGGAACAGUAGAAGUACCAACAUCAGCAAAAGUAUCAUCCAUAAAAAUAAAAUCGGCUAGUUCAAAUCAUGAUAUGAAACCUGCUGCGAAAUCGAGUAAUCCAUCGAUGAUUAAUGAAUUAAUGCAAAAAUAUUCAUUAAUAAAGAAAAACCAUCAAGAAUUAACACAAGCUAAAUUGCAACUUGAAAAACCUAAUCAUGAUUCAAAACCAAAUUCAAAUCUAAUGAAAGAUAAUUCAACACGACCUCGACCACCUCCUGUGCCUGAAUCAACAUCACUUGUUUUAUCUGAUCAUCCAUCUGUUUCAGUAAAAAAACUUUUUCUUGAUGCAUCACACUCACGUUCAGUUAUCGAUCAUAAUAAUACAAAUACAAAACUACUUGAACGGCGUUCAACGCCUCGUAAACAAUCUCAUCCUGAUACGUAUCCUCAAUUACGAAUUUUUUCUCUUGCUAAUCAACAACAACAUCGUCAGUCAUCAGCAUCUACUGCUAAUACUGCUUAUUUACCAGCUGUUAAUGGGAAAAAACCCGAUGAUACAUUACGGAUUUUACAACGCAGUAAAACGCUUGAUGUUGUCUUAGAUAUUCCGAGUUCGGUUAAUCCUCCAUCGCGUAUACCUAUUCAUACAGAUAAUUCAUCAUCCCAUCGAAUUCAACGUACAACAAAUACAUUCAUUGAACAGAUGCCUACAAGUAUCUCAAAUCGAUCAGCACCUAAUCUUUAUUCCGAACAAAGCAAACAACAAAUGAAAUCAUCUAUCACUCAAAAUGCUCGGCCAAAUUUUCCUCGUUCGCCACCCACAACAAAAGUCACAAGUGUUUCAACAAAUAAAGUACUUAUUCAUUUUAAUCAUAGUAAUGCUGGAACUAUGGAUCGUAGUUUUCUUGUACCUGAAUAG
Messenger RNA from Rotaria socialis, 1797 nucleotides. The record is from the annotation of a GenBank genome assembly. NCBI's taxonomy places the organism in Eukaryota, Metazoa, Rotifera, Eurotatoria, Philodinida, Philodinidae.